Anolis sagrei ordinatus is the source of this 2021-nucleotide messenger RNA. NCBI's taxonomy places the organism in Eukaryota, Metazoa, Chordata, Lepidosauria, Squamata, Anolidae. The record is from RefSeq and is a predicted model, not a curated record.
UGAGCAGCAUCUACCCGUUUGAUACCACGUUAACUGCCAUGUUCAAAAACUAUAGAAUCGUGGGAGUUACAGUUUUACUGUAGUUUGCUUUGCCAAUUAAUGCUGGUGCAGGUGCAUUCAGUGUCAAUGAGUGAAAUCAAAUUCCAGCCCAUUCGCAGAGGCAUGGACAAAGACAACGGCUUUAUUGCGCAUUAAUUGCUCCUGUAGAUACAACAACAGGAAUCUCCUUGGGGAAACUGACUUUUGCUGUGUGAGAAUGGCUUCCUUGAAGGUACCAGUCAUUGAUGUCCAGAAUGAUAAUUUCAAAGAACUCUGGCCAUCCAUGCUCCUGGCCAUCCAAACGUCUAGCUUUGUAGCUGUUGACACGGAACUUAGUGGACUUGGAUCAAGGAAGAGUUUGUUGAACCAAUGUAUUGAAGAGCGCUACAAGGCUGUUUGUACUGCUGCCCGAACACGCUCCAUUUUAUCUCUUGGAAUUGCUUGUUUCAAGCAGCAACUUGACAAGACAGAAAACACAUACCUUUCCCAAAUCUACAAUCUGACCCUGCUUUGCAUGGAGGAUUAUGUCAUUGAACCACAAUCAGUUCAGUUCCUGGUACAACAUGGCUUUGACUUCAACAAACAGUAUUCUCAGGGGAUUCCCUAUCAUAGGGGCAAUGACAAGGGAAAUGAAAAUGAGAGCCAGACUGUCCGUACUUUUUUCCUGGAACUGAUUAAGGCUCGAAAGCCUCUCAUCCUACAUAAUGGCCUAAUCGAUUUGGUCUUCUUGUACCAGUGUUUCUAUGCUCAGCUACCUGAUAACUUGGGUACCUUUACUGGUGACCUUUCAGAGAUGUUCCCAGCUGGUAUCUAUGACACCAAGUAUGCUUCUGAGUUUGAGACACGUUUUGUGGCUUCUUACUUAGAGUAUGCCUACAAAAAGUGCAAGCGAGAAAAUUGCCGAUUGAAAGACUCCAAGAAGGAGCACCUCACCAUAGAGUUCUGCAACUACCCUGCCAGCAUAGCUUCCUAUAUUGACUACCGCCUCUGUUCUUUGUCUGAUAACAGCCAACCUGGAAAUGACACUGUAAAUAAAGUCACUAUCUGCCAGACAUUUUCUGCCUACGGCUGGUGCCCAGAUGGGCCAAGGUGUUCACAGUCCCACAACAUUGAACUAAUAAUUACUGAAGAUGAAAAUCACAAAGAGGGGAAAAGGAAGAAGAGAAAGCCGAGAUGGAGGCAUCGGAAGAUUGCUGCAGAUCCUUCUAACAAACCUGAGUUGGAAAGAGCUGAGAAGAAUGGGAGGGAAUCUUGCAACAUGGAAGAUGGGCCACCCUCCAAACAGACGUGUCCUAGCAGCACUACUGCUGCUGCGGACAGUGUAGGGACAGGACCUACCUCCAGCAAUGAGGAGAGUUUUAUGGAUGUGGAACGGGAUAGUGCGGGUGAUACAAAAAUGGAUGAAGAACAAAUCAAUUUGGCAGACAGUGAGGACUCCACUUCCUCACCCUCCCGAGAUGGUGAACAGAAGGAGGGAACAGGGCCUGAAGGAACAAAGCCCAGGGCCGAAGUCGAGAGUGCAUUGGCAACGGAGUACUUACCGGGCACAGACAACCCAGCAGUGUCUCUGUCUUGCAGUUCAGAGGGAGGUAUCCACAGGGCUGGGUUUGAUGCCUUCAUGACAGGUUACAUAAUGGCAUAUGUACAUAUGCUCAAGAGUGAUGAACACACAGGCUCAAAUGAAGGGCUGUGGCUGCCGGAUUGUCACAACAAACUGUACCUCAGUGGGAAGUCGGUGCCACUUCAGAUUGUAAAAAGUUUAUUUGCAAAACCCUCCAGAGGUCACAGCCAGAAGAUGAAAUUGGCCUCGCUCAGUAUGUAAGACAAGGAGACUUCCUAUGGCAGACGGCACAUGAGAGCAACUUCUAGCCACAGUCCUCAAACUACCUAGUAGCUACUUGGGAUAGCAGGUAUAAGAAACCAAAUGCUUGUAUCUGAUUUAGUUUUUUUAAAAAUAUGAAAAAUUAAAUAACGUUAUACAA